This is a messenger RNA of Somion occarium, 933 nucleotides long. The record is from the annotation of a GenBank genome assembly. Lineage: Eukaryota; Fungi; Basidiomycota; Agaricomycetes; Polyporales; Cerrenaceae.
GGUUUGAAUGUUAUAUAUGUCACUCGAGAAACACCGUCACUUGGAACGACUAUCAUCUUCCAUCCUUGAGGCUUCAAGCUUGAGGUUUGUUAAGAAGACCACCUAAAGUUGGGCCUUCCAGCGUCUACUUUUAUUAUCGACUACCUUAGCUUCAGCGCUCAGCUUCAACGCAGCUCUAGCGUAGCUUCAACUUUUGAACCUAUGCGUUGCCGACGCAAACCAUCAGGUACACUAGUCUAUUGUUUGACUUUUAUACCCUCAUAUGCCAUGCGUGAUAUUCGUAUCGCGCUGAUUGCUGAUUUGCGAAAACACAUUGUGAAUACGUUUUCACCUAUCCCCCCGAAGUCCGAGGUCUCGCAUUUGACGCUAUCUGCUCUGGCUAGCCAAGCGUCGAUGGGAAUUCUUGAUACUGUUGCAUAUAUAUUUUCCUUGCCCAUUCCUCCUGAUGUAAAUGAAGACACACCUGAUCUACCCCCUGAUAUAGAUGGGGAAACUGUUUCUACCGACGAUUACAAUGAAAAAUGCGCAGCAUGGGUUCCAGAAAAAAAUUCCACAUAUUGGAGAGAGUACCUCCAGAGCCCUCAUUCGCGUACAAGGAUCCCCGUCCCCCAGCCUAGAUAUCCUCACAUGGAGGAUUGGCUUAUAAUGGACAAGAUUGACGGAGAUAAUGCUCGAGAAUUCUUGGGGUAGCUUGAGUCUCUUUAUGCAGUUUCGCAUCGCCUGUACCAUGCGGCGAUAUAUCAGGCAGCUCCAGCACCUGAAAGGCACCGUUCCCGGGAUGCCUGAUGGAUGCGUGGGUGGUAACCUGUUCUUUUGCAACCAGCAUGGUCCCUUCAAGGACUCUGCACACUUCCAAUCGUUCUGCGAGAUGGUUGCCCAACAGGCCUAUGUCAACAACCUCCGAGAGUAUCGAAACAAAAUUACUGAUACGCU